Clupea harengus (Atlantic herring) is the source of this 5720-nucleotide messenger RNA. RefSeq names its product large tumor suppressor kinase 1 (gene lats1). The record is from RefSeq and is a predicted model, not a curated record. NCBI's taxonomy places the organism in Eukaryota, Metazoa, Chordata, Actinopteri, Clupeiformes, Clupeidae. Gene Ontology annotation, molecular function: ATP binding; protein serine/threonine kinase activity; protein binding. Gene Ontology annotation, biological process: positive regulation of apoptotic process; hippo signaling; G1/S transition of mitotic cell cycle.
CUUGAAAAUGUAUCCUUGCUGUCUAUUCUAAUCCUGAAUACACAAGAAUCUCAAUUCAAGAUGAACAGAUGUUCUGAAAAUGUGAAUUUAAUAUCAGCCCUAUGGAAUCUCUUACCAACCUCUAGUGGUGAAAAGACGGAAGCACUCUAACAUCCGGGCUACAGUAAAUCGUAAGAGAGACAUUGGAAAACCUUGGCGACAGUGACAAUACAAAGACGUUAGUAUUGUAUUUUGUUCAAACUUGCCUUAAACGUAGUACUGGGAUAUAUAUAUUCUUCAUAAAUAAGAACACAGUCUACAUGAAACCAACCCAGAGGCCGAGAUCUGUGGAAUACCUUGGAAAUCAACAGCUGAGUACUAAGAAGAGGUGAAUGGUCGCGAUACUCGUGUGGACAUUCGAGACGCAUCUCCCUGGUAGCAAGGAAGCGCUGCAUAUUACCCUAUUCUCCUUGUUGGCUGUCCACAUACAUGUUCUUACAUGAAGAGAGGGGAGAAACCCGAAGGAUACCGACAGAUGCGACCCAAGACUUUCCCCGCGAGCAAUUACAGUGGCAACAGCGAGCAUAUGCUGCUGGAGAUCCGGGAGAGCCUGCGGAAUCUCCCCCGGCCCUCAGAUGGCUUGAAAGUGGACAUGAUAGCUGGGAAAGCGCUACCCGAUGAUCCCAGGCAGCAGGGUCGCAGUGGCAACCCCAAAAAUCCUUACUACAAAGCCCUUCAGGAAAUCCGAAAAUCCCUCAUGCCCUAUGAGUCGACUUCAAAUGUCAACAAACAAAUGAAGCUGGAGCUCAUUAAUGCUGGCUUUGAGGAGGAGAUGGCUGUGCGCGCUCUGACGCAGACCAACAGUCGCAGCAUAGAAGCUGCCAUUGAGUACAUCAGUAAGAUGAGCUACCAGGACCCAGUGAGGGAGCAGAUGGUCAUGGUCGCUGCCGCCGCCUGGCCCCUCAACGCCGGCAUGAAAGCACCAGGUGGAGCUCACAUUCAGCAGCCAGUGCUCAGGAAACCCAGCUGGAAGGGCUCCAAAGAGUCCCUGGUUCCUCAGAGGCACGGGCCGCUCAUGUCUGACGGCAUGAUGUACCGCUCCAGCAGCCCAGGCCCGCAGGGGGACCUGUCUGGACGGCCACCGCCCUCCUUCUCCCAGGGCCACCCGGGUAACAACCAGCGCGUCAACCCCCCCCUGCCUCCGCAGAUGCGCAGCGUCACGCCGCCACCCAACCGAGGGGCUACGCCGCCCCCGUCCUCCUGGGACGCCAACCCCUCCACCAAGCGCUUCUCCGGGAACAUGGACUACCUGGUCCCACGCAUCUCCCCCGUGCCUCAGAGCGGCUGGCCGGACAGCUACCCGGCGCCUCCCUCCCAGAACCAGCGAGGGAUUAGCCCAGUUCCCGUGGGCCGGCAGCCCAUCAUCAUGCCCUCCUCGGCGGGCAACAAGUUCACCUUCCCCCCUUGCUGGCCCCAGAAUGGUACCUCGCAGUCUGACUACAUGGGGCACCAGAACGUUCCCAUGAGCAGCGGCAACCGGCAACCACCACCUCCGUACCCAAUGAACCAGAACAACAGACAGAGCCCCACGGCCUUACAGAUGCAGGCUGGUGGCCCUGCCCCUUCGCCGCCCUACAUCAACGGCGGCAACAUCCCCCAGUCCAUGCUGGUGCCAAACCGCAACAGCCACAACCUAGACAUGUACAACAUGGGCGUCUCUGCCAUGCCGCAGUCUUGGUCCCAGACACCACACGCCUCUGGCCAGCCGCAGGCUUCCUCGGGGGGCAACGGCCAGGACUUGUCCCAUCCUUCGUGGGCCCACAACGUGCCUGUCCGCUCCAACUCCUUCAACAGCCCCCAGAUAAACAACCGGCAGGGCCCCCUCCCCUCCAGCUCCCAGCCCUCCGCCACCACGGUCACAGCCAUCACCCAGGCGCCCAUCCUGCAGCCCGUCAAGAGCAUGCGGGUGCAGAAGCCAGAGCUGCACACUGCAGUGGCGCCGACCCACCCUCCCUGGGCGCAGCAGCCCCCUCCGCCGCCCCCCAGCCCCUACCAGGAGAACACAUCUUCAGGACCGCAGAAAGCCAUGGCAGCCGAGGUGCCCAGCUAUCAAGGCCCUCCACCCCCAUACCCAAAACACCUUCUCCAGCAGCAGCAGCCUUCGGCCCCUUGUCCAGCUUACGAGCCCGCUUCCAAGGCAGGCACCGGACCUGAGGAGGCGGUGGCAGCGGACGACGACCAGGGCAGCAACAGCUCCACGGAGAAGGAGAGGGAGAGGGAGACGCCUGAGGCGCCCGCCGAAGGCGAGAAGAAGCAGAUCACCACCUCGCCCGUGCCGGUGCGCCGCAACAAGCGGGACGAGGAGAGGCGGGGCGAGGCCAGGGUGCCCAUCUACUCGCCGCAGGCCUUCAAGUUCUUCAUGGAGCAGCACGUGGAGAACAUCCUGAAGAACUACCACAUGAGGAUCCGCCGGCAGAAGCAGCUGGAGAGUGAGAUGCAGAGGGUGGGCUUGUCGGGCGACGCACAGGAACAGAUGCGCAUGAUGCUGAGCCAGAAGGAGUCCAACUACAUCCGCCUGAAACGCGCCAAGAUGGAAAAGUCCAUGUUCGUGAAGAUCAAGACCCUGGGCGUGGGCGCUUUCGGCGAGGUGUGCCUGGCGCACAAGGUGGACACGGGUGCCCUCUACGCCAUGAAGACCCUCCGCAAGAAGGACGUGCUCCUCCGCAACCAGGUGGCCCACGUCAAGGCCGAGCGGGACAUCCUGGCCGAGGCGGACAACGAGUGGGUGGUGCGGCUCUACUACUCCUUCCAGGACAAGGACAACCUCUACUUCGUCAUGGACUACAUCCCCGGCGGCGACAUGAUGAGCCUGCUGAUCCGCCUGGGCAUCUUCGAGGAGGAGCUGGCGCGCUUCUACAUCGCCGAGCUGACGUGCGCCGUGGAGAGCGUGCACAAGAUGGGCUUCAUCCACCGCGACAUCAAGCCCGACAACAUCCUCAUCGACCGCGACGGCCACAUCAAGCUCACCGACUUCGGCCUGUGCACCGGCUUCCGCUGGACGCACGACUCCAAGUACUACCAGAGUGGCGAUCACGUUCGGCAGGACAGCAUGGACUUCAGCAAGGAGUGGGAGGACUCGGCCAACUGUCGCUGUGGCGACCGGCUCAAGCCGCUGGAGCGCCGCGCUGCUCGGCAACACCAGCGGUGCCUGGCCCAUUCUCUAGUGGGGACGCCCAACUACAUCGCCCCGGAAGUACUCCUACGCACAGGCUACACCCAGCUGUGUGACUGGUGGAGUGUGGGGGUGAUCCUGUACGAGAUGUUGGUUGGGCAGCCCCCGUUCCUGGCCACCACGCCGCUGGAGACUCAGGUCAAGGUGAUAAACUGGCAGACCGCGCUGCACAUCCCCCCCCAGGCCAAACUGGGCCCCGAGGCGUCGGACCUGAUCGUCAAGCUGUGCCGCGGGCCCGAAGACCGGCUGGGCAAGAACGGUGCCGACGAGAUCAAGGCGCAGCCCUUCUUCCGAUCGGUGGACUUCUCCACGGACCUGCGGCAGCAGGAGCAGCCGGCACCCUACGUGCCCAAGAUCACGCACAGCACCGACACAUCCAACUUUGACCCGGUCGACCCGGACAAGCUGUGGAGCAGCAGCGACGAGGACGGCGGCGGCGAGGGCAACCACAACGACACGCUCAACGGCUGGUUCCGCAACGGCAAGCACCCCGAGCACGCCUUCUACGAGUUCACCUUCCGGCGCUUCUUCGAUGACAACGGCUACCCGUACAGCUGCCCCAAGCCCAUCGAGUACGAGGGGUACGAGGGGGAGGAGGGGGCAGCUGAGCCCGCCGGACAGGAGUCACCGGAGGCCUGCCAGGGGGCUCAAGCCUCGCCGGGGCGAGACCUAGUUUACGUGUAGGACACGUCUCGAUUGGUCCAGUCUCGCUGCAGCUCUCCACGUCUCGCGUUCCACGUCUCGCGUUCCACGUCUCGGGUUCCUCUCUUUGCUUUGAAUGGACUGUCCCACAGCAGCUCACUCCGAGUGAAAGCAGGGUAGAGAGUAGGCAGGGUCACGGUUGUUUGUCUUUAUUGAAUUAAUUUUCAUUUCCUUUUGUACAUUUUAAACCUAUAUGGUUUUAAUGGCCACAGUUCUCAAGGAACAGAUAAGUGGAGAGGGUCGAUAUAUUUAGUCUUUGUCAGAAUAAUCGCUGCCUGUUUUGGGGGCAGGACUUGGGACAUUUUGCCUCGGUUCAUUGGGCCUUAAUGAACAAGCAGGCAAAGGUCUCCUCCCAGUGAAACCUUAUGAUGUUAACUGGGGGGGGGUGUACAUCAAUUACAAUUACGCUACAGACAUAUUUAUUAUUGUGAGAUGUACAGGGUACACUUGCUCUAUGAGGUCUAAAAAGACAAAGAAAUGGUGACAAGUUUUCCUUCUUUAAAAAAAAAAAAAAUUAAGCCUUUAUUUAUUUAAAAUGUAAGUCUUGAUACACUAGGUAAUAGGCACACACUUUUUUAUUAGAGUUGAGCCUUGCUUUCAUUACAGUUUGUUGAUUUGAUGUUUGUUGAUAUAUUCAAGUAGGCCCGUUUAUCACUCGGCUUGGGUGUGGGUAGAUUAUAUGCAGGGAUGGAUGAUUAUUAUUUCCUGAAAAUAAAUGUUGCUGUGCCUUUUUUUUUUAUCUUCUCUUUCCUUUCACCAAAUAUCUAGGGAAUAAUCAGCCUCUCAAUUUAAAUGAACAAGUGUGAAACGCAGGAUUGUUGGAUUGUUCUAGUGUUUUGUCUUUUUGUCUAAUUUAUACAUAAAAUUGUAUUUAUAAAUAAUGCUGUGUACAUUUGAAGUACGAAAAUUGUCAAAACGCUAUCUCGUCAGUCAAGGAACCUAAAUCUGGAGCCUAUGCCUGUGUCUUGUUCUCAAAAGCCUUACUUAUCCACAGUAAUAACUCAAAUAAGGAAUCGCUGUCCUUAUCCAUUGCCUUGGUCUGCUCUGGUUGUCUGUCCUUAUCCACUGCCUUGGUCUGCUCUGGUUGUCUGUACUGUUCUGCACUCGCAGCGGAAGUCCGACUCAAGAGGUCUUAAACACUUAAUGUGAGUGAAGAACGAUAGGCUGUCUUUCUGUCGUGCACAUCAUGGGCUUUCAGUUGUUUCAAUGGGACAAUUGUUAGGGUCGUGCCUUCACCUCCCCAUACUCUUUCUCUCUCCCCCUCUCCCCUUCCACCUCUCCCUCUCCCCUUCCACCUCUCCCCCUCCCCCUCUCCCUCUCCCUCUCUCUCUUUACCAAAGCACUAGAUAAAGGUGUAGUCCCCCCCCUCUUGUGGCUGCCUACUUGUGAAGGACUGACACCACACUGAUUAAACAAAAAAACAAACAAACAAACAAACUGGAUUUAGAAAAAGACUAGCCCUGGAAAGCAGUGGCUUAGGAAAUCUGUCCUGGGAGUCUUGUCCAAAGGUGCACACCUUUUUUUUUUUUUGUUGCUACAAUUUGAAUGUCCAAACAGAUAAAAGGGUGUUAUUCCCUUGUGUGUUUUAUCCAUUGGUCUUCUUAGUGUCCAGGAAAAGGUUUGAAUGUAGUUAUGGGAACUAAAUGUAUAUUUUCUGCACUGGUAUUGUUAUCAUGUAAAUGCAAAUGGUUUAAAAAAAAAAAAAAAGAAAGAAAUUGGUGGAUUAUUUGUAAAAUUGUAUUUUCUUGGGGGGGAGGGGGGACGGUGCAUAAAUGGAUGGGUGACGAAUAAAGAAUGUAAAGCACAA